Molecule: messenger RNA, 3709 nt
Organism: Hippoglossus stenolepis (Pacific halibut)
Lineage: Eukaryota; Metazoa; Chordata; Actinopteri; Pleuronectiformes; Pleuronectidae
Product: protein sel-1 homolog 3
Exons: 23
Coding region: 413-3490 (1025 amino acids)
Molecular function (GO): protein binding
Source: RefSeq, a predicted model, not a curated record
GUUUGAGGAAAGUGAUGUUUUCUGAACAUUACAGCAUGUAAACCUUUUCAUGUAGUAACACAAAUUACAUUUAGGAACUCUGAAUAUAUAAUUUGUCUCCUUUAAAUAAAGAUUUAUUCUCUUCUCUUUCUCUUCUUUUCUCGUUGGAUAACAUUUUUCCAACAUGGCAUGUACUAUAAACAUGAAAUAUACAAUGUACGUGUGGAACAGGUGAAUUCAGUCAGUUUACCUUGUGGUGUGGAGCCUAACUGUGUGUAAGAAGACACUGGGUGGAGCGAUAAGCAGGUAAAUAUUUACCCAAGCUGCAGCAGAGCUGAGGUGGAGCAGGAUGAGGUCCGGCUCCUGAGCUUUCUUCUUCCUCUUCAGCCGGAAAAUCUUUAAUGGAGAGAUUAAUGAAAUCUCUCUGUGGACCAUGGAUUUCCUGAAGCUGUGCUUGUGUGUCUGUCAUCUGUUUUGCCUCAGUGUGCAGGUUGCCUGGGCUGUAGACGAGGUGACUCUCCUGAAUCCUCCAGAGGAGCCUGUACCGGACCACGCUCUGGACAUCCUCUACUCCUGUGAUGAACCUGCCACCGUACAGCUGGACUGUAUCAUCUCCUUUGACACCGGCAUCACUUCCACACUCCUGCUCAGACAGUGGCGCUGCUUCCCUGGUGACCACAGAACAAGGAGCGUGGAGCUGAACCUGCCCGACUGGCUGGUGUACCAAGCUGAUGGGACUGUUACAGACUCUCAGUGGGUGCUGAGCUGCUUCCUCCAAGCCUCGCUCAGAUACGGUGGAUUUGACGACACCGAGGAGGAGUUCGUCGCAGCCCAGGAUGUUGCGAGGCUGCAGCCUAAGGCCUUCUUCAGUCGGCCCCUCAAACGGCAUCAGCUCUGUUUCCCCUGGAGCUCAGAAAUACUGAAAUUGACGAAGCAGUUUUUAAAUAAACAAUGUCCUAUAGAGGAAGAAACGGUGCAUUUGCUGUCCUCAAUUUUUGCGUCAACCGGAGAAAACUUUGGUAUCACCAAGACUCUGGAGCCGUACGGCAGCGAGGUCCUGGAGCAUUUCCGGGUCAAAGCCGUCUCCUUCCCCUGGUGUUUGUUCUCCGUCUGGAUAUUUGUGAGCAGACGCUGCCAGGGAGGGCUGUGUGGCGUGUUCCAUCACAUAAACUCUGAGAACGACUACGUCUCUCCUUCUCUGUACCUCACACAUUCAGGCCAGCUUCACAUGCAGAUGAACGGAGAGUCCGAGGAGUCCUCUGCCUUCCUCUCCCCAUACAAAGUGCCUUUACAUGAGUGGUGCCAACUCAGUGUGAGGUUGCAGGGUAGAAGAGUGAUCCUCUCCAUGGUUUGCGUGGAGAAGGAGCAGAGAACGGUUCGAUCUACAGAACAUGUGCUGAGUCAUGAUGUCAGGCUGGAUGACACCGAGGGAUAUUUUGUGAUCGGAGGAGGGAAACAUGUCAAAGGCGUGGAAGGGUAUUUCGGACCAUUGGUUUACUACCGGAACCGAGUCCCACCUCACGGCCUGACGGAUGUCGUCGUUCCAGAUGUUAUCCAGGACCUGGAUCUCACAGGGUGGCUGCAGAAGUGUGACGAGUUUCGUUUCGAGGUGAACGUGAAAAUCAGUGGCUAUUCUCGGAAGGCCCAACCGAUAGAAUCAGAGGCCUGUUUUGAUGCUUUCCAUAAGUGGCUGAUAAAGGACAAACUGCCACUGAAUACCCAGUGUGAGCCGUGGGAGAAAAGUGUCCCUCGCAGGAGACAAGCUGCAAAACUGUCCAAGUUGUUUGCUUUCAAACACGGAGGAAAGAGGGUGAGCUCGGCAGCUGUGGGCCGAGCGCUGUUCUCCUUAUCACUUCAGAAGCUGGGCAGGGCGAGCAGCGGCGCAGUGGUCAGCACAAUCCUGCCACUGCUGCUCCAAGCCGGCUGCCUGGCUGAUAACAGAGCUCUGCGCAUGUCGUCUGUGCUCUACAGCAGCGGCCUGGGCGUCGAGAAGCAGCUCCCUAAGGCUUGGCUUCUCGCCCUGCUGGCCGCUCAGAGGGAUGAUCGAUUAGCACUGCUGCAUCUCGGCAACUGGCACCACCGGGGGCUUCACGGCCUCCCCACAGACCCCGACCUGGCCUAUGCGUAUUAUGCCAACAUCGCCAAGCAGACAACUUUAGAUAAUCUGAAUCCCACACCAGAGCAGACGUUUGUUGAGGCUGUUUACUUGAACAAUGAUGAGGCGUUGAGUCUCCAGACCAACGAAAAGCAUCAUAUCUUCCAGUGGCUGAAACUGCAGGCACGCAGGGGGACGUCUGAAGCCGAGCAAGCUCUUGCCCGCAUGCUGUUCUGGGGUCAGCGGGGAGUGACUCCUGACAUCCAGCAGGCUGUGAGACACUACGAAAGAGGAGCUGCGCGGGGGGGGGACCCGGAGGCAAUGUAUGACUAUGGCAUCAUCCUGCUGCAGGGUCAGGGGGUUGAAAAGGACGUUCCCAAAGCUCUCACGUUCCUCAAGAAAGCAAUGGACAAGGGUUUUGUCCCUGCGAUCAACGCUCUGGCCUGGUACCACGAGCAGUUUGAACAGGACUACACACGAGCCGUGCAGCUGUGGGAACAAGCCGACCUCCUCGAGAGUCCAGACGCGGCUUUGAAUCUGGGUGUUAUGCACUUUCAGGGUCUUUACCCUGGAAAACCUGCUAACCAGUACAUGGCGUAUAAGUACUAUCGGAAGUCUGCAGAGAGAGGGCACAUCAGGGGAGCGCUUCUCCUCGCAGACGUCUGGACCACUGGGCUGCCCGGCUUCGUCAGCAGACGUCCAUCAGACGCCGUCUUGUGGGUGAGGUGGGCAGCUGAGCACAACGGACACCUGGGCAGUGUCUUGAGGAAAGCCUUGGAUUCGUAUCUCAGGGGCGACAUGUUCAGCUCACUGUUACAUUACAUGAUGGCUGCUGAGUGUGGCUACGCGGCUGCACAAUUCAACGUGGCUUAUCUCUGCGAACAAAAUGCAGGACGUUUUCUGGAUCCUGCCUUUGCGUCGCAGUGCAUGUGGAGAUACUACAACCUCACAAUCCAAAGUCAACAUCCCGACUCUUACGCUCUGAUCAGGAUGGGCGACCUGUUGUACGAGGGGCAGCUCGACAGGCAGAAAGAUAUGUUUUCUGCGGCGGAGAUGUACAAACGGGCAGCACUGAGGAACGAGCCACAGGGAUGGUACAACCUUGGCCUCCUUGCUGAGGAGGGUUACAGGCUGCCGCUGUCAGUAUUGACUGAGCUGGGCCUUUCAGAGCUGUACCUGGCAGAUCGCAGUCUGCUUCUGAGUGCUUUAUAUAAAAGAUGCAGAGACUCGGAGGAUACAGAUUCCUACUUGCCUUGCAGUCUCGCCCUCUACAAUGUUCAUCUUCAAAUGUUUCAAAGGGAUUAUAGUGCUGCUAUUAAGUUCUCCACUGCUGUUGCCGUGGUUGCAGCUCCAACGAUAUUCUUCAUCACCCUCGGUGUGUUCCGGAGACGUGUCCUGUCUCAGCGAGAGGCGUGACUCUCAUCAUGUUUAACAGCAAAGUCAAACCAACAGCGCAGCAAUAUUUAUAGUUUACAUGAUGUAGGUUUACUGGGGCAACACCACAAAGAUGAACUGUGAUUAUUAUCUCUAUGAAUUCUGCUUGUUUUUAUGAAAUGUCUGAUGUGUGUUUGUGUUGUUAAAAGAAAGUACAGACUGUAAAUUGAUGUGAGUGAACAAUAAAGAGCCUCGUGAAGA